Molecule: messenger RNA, 2401 nt
Organism: Tribolium madens (black flour beetle)
Lineage: Eukaryota; Metazoa; Arthropoda; Insecta; Coleoptera; Tenebrionidae
Gene: Pat1
Product: amyloid protein-binding protein 2
Exons: 6
Coding region: 116-1825 (569 amino acids)
Biological process (GO): intracellular protein transport
Molecular function (GO): protein binding
Source: RefSeq, a predicted model, not a curated record
UCUAUCGUGUUUAUAUCUCAGCUGGUCAAUGUUAUUUGGAGUUAUAUCAGCUGCUUCAUUAAUGUGUGAUUAGCAAAUAAAAAAUAGUUCAAUAUUGUGUGGAAUCGUGUUAAAAAUGAAAAGUCCUCCAUCGUUAUACGCAAUUUGUGUGAAAGCAGCUGUCAAAGAUUGUGUUACUGUUUGUAAAUUUUGUAAAAAAGAGUUCAGAUCAUUGCCUGACAAUGUCCUCUUUGAUUUUUAUUAUACAAUGUUCACUGAAAAACGGGCGUGCCUUCUUGCUGUUGAAUUCAGUGAACUGGAAGUUUUUAUUCGAAUGUUGAACGUUAAACAUAAACGCGUCAAGUUGUUGAAGAGUUUUCAAGGUUUAAUUAAUCACGGAUCGAACGUUCCUGACGAAUUAAUCCAGGAUUUUUCAAGUUACUUGCAAAAGGACCCCUUGCGAGCUAUAAGUGUAGGCAUACAAAUUGGUAGCUUCUUCAAUGAAGGGGGCUGGUAUGACUAUAGCAUUAAGAUUUUGACAAUAACAGAAGACUUGUGUAAAGAACAAACAGAAAGCGUGGAGAUUUUGAAAAAAUGCCUUGAGUGCUAUCACAAGCGAAUUUACGCUGAGACAGUUUACUGCGAAUUCAAAGCGGCCGAAAAUACGUUCAAUUCCGCGCAGAAGGUGAUCAAACAAUUAGAAAAAUUGGACGCUUUACCUAACUUAGCUGGCCUUUAUGCAAAUUUCUCAACUUUAUACUUUCAUCGUAGUGAAUAUGAUGAGUCAUUUGCUUGGUCUAAAAAAGCACUAGUCUUACUUAAUGACAAACUUCCAUCAAGAAUCAUCAUUGAAGUGUUAAGACAAGCAUCAAGAGCUUGCGUAGUCAAACGACGUUUUAAUCAAGCAGGACUUCUCAUAAGACAAGCUGUUAAUUUAGCAUCGGAAAUUUAUGAACGUGACGGUCAUCCCCAUUUUUCUGACACGCUGCUUGAUUAUGGAUUUUAUUUACUCAAUUUUGAUUCAAUUCCAGAAAGUGUUAAAGUCUAUGAACGAUCGCUUCAAAUCAGAAUGAACGUUUUUGAAAAAAAUAAUAUUCAUCUUGCUUUGGCACACGAAGAUAUGGCUUAUGCUCUCUAUGUCAAUGAGUACAGCUCUGGGAGGUUCUAUGCUGCAAGGGAAAAUGCGGACCGUUCGAUUCGUCUCAUGGAACGGAUUCUCCCCGAUAACCACUUAAUGCUGGCUUCAGCGAAACGAGUAAAGGCUCUCAUCCUUGAAGAAAUAGCUUUGGAUAUGCGUGAGGGAAAUAAUUCGCAUUUACAAGAAAAAUACUUGAUUGAAGCUGAAGAGUUGCAUCGGACGGCUUUGGAGUUGUCUGGCAAAGCCUUUGGGGAGAAAAACGUCCAAACAGCAAAGCAUUACGGCAAUUUGGGACGUUUGUAUCAAAGUAUGCGUCAGUACGAACAAGCGGAGAAAAUGCAUUUGAAAGCAAUUGCCAUAAAAGAAGAGUUACUCGGAAGCGCCGAUUAUGAGGUGGGGCUCAGUAUCGGGCAUCUAGCCUCGUUGUAUAACUAUCACAUGAAACGCCAUCACGACGCCGAGAAACUAUACAUGCGCUCAAUGGAAAUAAAUCUGAAUUUGUUUGGGGAGACGUAUUCAGGUUUGGAGUACGAUUACCGAGGUUUAAUCAACGUUUAUUCGAAACUAUGUGAUCAGUCCAACGUUAUUUUAUAUACUUUGAAAAUGCGCGAUUGGAGUGUGCUUCGGGCGCAAACCAAACCGCCAGCUCAUGUUGAAGAAAUUUUACCGCUUACAGAAAUAAUCGAAAAGUUCUCGCGUUUGUGCUGAAAUCUAGUCACUUAGUGUAAACGAAAAUUAAACAGUACUGCCAAUUUUUAUUGUUACUCUUUGUCCCAUUUUUUAUUGUUAUGUUUUUAUUUUUUAAACAUCUUGUUCGCGUCUCGGCAGAAUUCGCUGCUUUAAAAAUCUGUGAUAUAACUAGGACAUUCCCGACGUGAAUCUCACACUAAACGUAUCGUGGUUUUUCAGUUGCAUUAUUACAUUUGACGUGCUUUUAUUUCCAGUAUUAAGUUUUUUGAUCAGUGUUUUUUUUUAACCAUGGGACAUGUUACUUUUCUGUAAGAGCAAAAAAUAUAAGGCUAAUUGUAGAUGUAGGAGGCUUAGCUAAUGGCAGUUGAAGAUGUGUAUGACUAUUAUUGGGUGAUAUCGCACGCAGCCUCCUUGAUUGUAAAGCUAUGUUAGUGUUUCAUUAUAUGACUUAGAAUUAACACUUCAUUGAUUCUCAUAUUAGUUAAUCAUACUUUUAUUUUGUUAUUAGAUUGUGAUUCAUAUUUUUUACAACUAAUUUUAGGAGCUAUAUCCUCUUUUUGUUACGCAACAAUUAUAUCGCCAUUUUAUCCUUUA